Messenger RNA from Arachis stenosperma, 3834 nucleotides. Its product is annotated as villin-4-like. The transcript is spliced from 24 exons. Gene Ontology annotation, molecular function: actin filament binding. The record is from RefSeq and is a predicted model, not a curated record. Gene Ontology annotation, biological process: actin filament severing; cytoskeleton organization. Lineage: Eukaryota; Viridiplantae; Streptophyta; Magnoliopsida; Fabales; Fabaceae. The coding region runs from base 474 to 3374 and encodes 966 amino acids.
UCUUAUUCCAUUUUUUUUUUGUUCUCUCUCUAUACAAAUUCAUUCUUCUUGGUUCACCUUUAUUUUCUUCCCCUUCCUCCUUCUUCUUUAGACAGCCCCCACUUUACCUUUUCCUCUCUUAUUUUCUUUCUCUCUUCACUUUUCCGCCUUUUUUUUUUCUUUCUGUUUUCCUCCCUCCCGUUUUCUGCUCCCAGAAACAAGAAAAUUUGCAGUUUCUCUCACUCUGAUUGGAUCUGCUGCUACCUACUCAUUCCGAUUUCAAUUCCUUUAUUGUUGUGAAUUUCGAUUCCGCUAUUUUUGCAGCUCGAGGUUGCUUUUUUGUUCUUCGUUUCUCGGAAUUUUUUUUGGUAAAAAAUUUUGUUUUGCUGAUUCCGACACAAUCGGAAAUUGAUUGCUGCCGUCGUUGCUUCUUUCCAGGGAAUUUGUGUUAUAUUUAAGCUAGGUUUUGGAGGAGCAAAGAGUAGAACAACAAUAUGGCCGUUUCAAUGAGAGAUGUGGAUCCAGCUUUCCAGGGGGCUGGACAAAAGGCUGGACUCGAAGUAUGGCGUAUUGAGGAUUUUAAUCCAGUUCCUGUCCCCAAGUCCUCUUUCGGGAAGUUUUUCACUGGGGACUCCUAUGUGAUCUUAAAGACAACUUCGUCAAAAAGUGGUGCUCUUCGGCAUGAUAUCCAUUAUUGGCUUGGUAAAGACACCAGUCAGGAUGAAGCUGGUGCUGCAGCCAUUAAGACAGUUGAGCUAGAUGCAGCUCUUGGAGGACGAGCUGUUCAAUAUCGUGAAGUACAGGGCCAUGAAACUGAAAAGUUCCUGUCUUAUUUCAAACCAUGUAUUAUACCACUAGAAGGUGGAGUUGCUUCUGGUUUCAAACAUCCUGAGGCAGAGAAACACAAGACACGAUUGUUUGUAUGCAGAGGGAAACAUGUUGUACAUGUCAAAGAGGUUCCAUUUGCUCGAUCUUCACUCAACCAUGAUGAUAUUUUUGUUCUUGAUACGGAGUCAAAAAUCUUCCAAUUUAACGGUUCCAAUUCAUCUAUUCAAGAAAGGGCUAAAGCUUUGGAAGUUGUACAGUAUAUUAAGGAUACCUACCAUGAGGGAAAAUGUGAGGUAGCUGCUAUUGAGGAUGGAAAAUUGAUGGCUGAUCCUGAAACUGGAGAAUUCUGGGGUUUCUUUGGGGGAUUUGCUCCUCUUCCACGCAAAACUGUUGGCGAAGAUGAAAAGCCUGCUGAUUCUCGCCCACCAAAGCUGCUUUGUGUUGAAAAAGGACAGGCAGAACUUGUUGAAACUGAUUCUUUGAAAAGAGAAUUACUGGAUACAAAUAAAUGCUAUAUUCUGGACUGUGGGUUGGAGGUGUUUGUCUGGAUGGGAAGAAACACCUCCCUUGAUGAAAGAAAAAGUGCAAGUGGAGUAGCAGAUGAUUUAGUCAGUGGCACUGAUAAAUUGAAACCUCAAAUAAUUCGUAUAAUUGAAGGAUUUGAAACAGUAAUGUUCAGAUCCAAGUUUGAUUCUUGGCCUCAGAUCACUGAUGUAACCGUUUCUGAAGAUGGACGUGGCAAGGUAGCAGCACUUCUAAAACGUCAAGGAGUGAAUGUCAAGGGUCUCUUGAAAGCUGAUACAGUAAAGGAAGAACCUCAACCUUACAUUGAUUGCACAGGACAUUUGCAGGUUUGGCGUGUGAAUGGUCAGGAAAAGAUCCUUCUUCAAGCCUCUGAUCAGUCAAAAUUUUAUAGUGGGGAUUGCUACAUCUUUCAGUAUACAUACCCUGGAGAAGAUAAAGAAGAUUGUCUUAUAGGGACAUGGAUUGGAAAGAAUAGUGUUGAGGAAGAUAGAGCUUCAGCAAAUUCCUUGGCUAGCAAAAUGGUUGAGUCAAUGAAGUUCCUGGCAUCCCAGGCACGUAUAUAUGAAGGCAAUGAACCCAUUCAAUUUCAUACUAUACUACAAACAUUAAUUGUUUUGAAGGGUGGACUUAGUGAUGGAUACAAGACUCACGUUGCAGAAAAAGAAAUUCAAGAUGAGACAUAUAAAGAGGAUGGUGUUGCACUAUUCCGCAUCCAGGGCUCUGGACCAGACAACAUGCAAGCUAUACAAGUUGACUCAGUUGCAUCCUCCUUGAAUUCCUCUUAUUGUUACAUACUUCAUAAUGGGCCUGCUGUCUUUACAUGGUCUGGAAGUGCUACAACUGCAACAGACCAGGAACUUGUUGAGAGGAUGCUGGAUUUGAUAAAGCCAAAUUUACAAUCCAAACCACAAAGGGAAGGUACAGAAUCUGAACAAUUUUGGGAAUUGUUAGGAGGAAAAUCAGAAUAUCCGAGCCAAAAGAUCACUAGGGAGGCUGAAAGUGAUCCUCACUUAUUUUCUUGCAACUUCUCAAAAGGAAAUUUGAAGGUGACAGAGGUGUACAACUUUUCCCAGGAUGAUUUGAUGACAGAAGACAUUUUCAUUUUGGAUUGUCACUCGGAAAUCUUUGUCUGGGUUGGCCAGCAGGUUGAUCCCAAGAGUAGAAUGCAGGCUCUGACAAUUGGUGAGAAAUUUCUUGAGCACGACUUUCUCCUGGAGAAGUUAUCUCAUGUGGCUCCAGUAUAUGUUAUCAAUGAAGGGAGUGAGCCACCGUUCUUCACUCGCUUCUUUAAAUGGGAUUCUGGAAAAUCUGCAAUGCUGGGAAAUUCAUUUCAGAGGAAGCUUACAAUAGUGAAAAAUGGAGGUGCUCCACUUCUGGAUAAACCCAAGCGGAGAACACCUGCAUCUUAUGGGGGAAGGUCUAGUAGUGUGCCUGAUAAAACUCAGCGUUCUUCCCGCAGCAUGUCUGUUAGUCCUGAUCGAGUACGUGUGAGGGGCAGGUCUCCAGCUUUUAAUGCACUUGCAGCUAAUUUUGAGAACCCUAAUGCCAGGAAUCUCUCAACUCCGCCGCCAGUAGUUCGAAAGCUGUAUCCGAAAUCUGUCACGCCAGAUUCUGCAAAAGCAGCACCAAAAUCUGCUGCCAUAGCUGCUCUUAGCUCUAGUUUUGAACAACCACCUUCAGCACGAGAAAGUAUGAUACCUAGGUCAGUUAAAGUGAGCCUUUCUACUAACAAAUCAAAUCCCGAGACAAAUGACAAGGACAAGGAGAGAGAGAAUUCUGUGACCAAUAAAGUGGAAUCCCUAUCCAUAAAAGAAGAUGCUAAAGAGGAUGAAGCUGAAGAUGAAGAAGGCCUCUUGAUAUACCCAUAUGAACGCCUCAAGAUAACAUCUACGGAUCCUGUAACAGACAUUGAUGUGACUAAACGUGAGACUUACCUAUCAUCUGCGGAGUUCAAAGAGAAAUUUGGGAUGACAAAGGAUGCAUUUUACAAGUUGCCCAAAUGGAAACAGAACAAACUUAAAAUGGCUGUUCAGUUAUUCUGAUUCACAAGUUCAUUUUUCCUUCUGUCAACUGUCUAUGGGUCUGGUUGCAGUGAGGAACAGAAUGUGGAAGUAAAAGGGACAGCAUCAGUGUUUUUUUAGCUUAGCUGCUUCUGCUCCCAAGAAACUUUUCAUGAAGAGAAACUAGAGAUUUUUCACCUCUAUUUUUCCUUGCAUCGGUUUGAAUAUUUAGGGUUAUUUCUUGUUGAGUUAGUUGUUUGGUAUUAAUUUUAUAGGUCAAAGGUUGUUUGUGAGCUUGCCUUUAUUUAUUUAUUAUUUUUUCUUUGAGGGUUUUAUUUUAGUUUCCAUCUUAUUUUUUAAUUUAUAUUGUUUUGGCAAAGCAAUUGGGUUUGCAAAUGCGGUCUACCUAGAUUGUAUUGAUAUUGAGGAUUAAGUGUGUACAGCAGAGUGUAAAACCAGUAAAACUUUUGUUUUGGAAAUAAAGUGUGAUUCUUUCUUCUUC